AUGGAUGUGCCAAAUGCACUGAUGAGGCCGCCUGAUUCAGUCCCUCAUCUUUCGAGUACCACGGCACUAACCAAUUCCCACCAUACCCAAGAUAACCACGACCUGGCACUAAGACUUGAAGACCCAAUUGUGAUAGAAGGUGAAGAGGAUGCGGAUGGUGAGAUAGAUGAAGAUGAGAACAACCAAGAGAACAUAGAUGAUUAUGAUUUCAUUGUAAAAGAUUUGACAGGAGGCAAAAGCGAUCUUAAGCUUUGUGACACAUCAAACAAUCAAAGAGCUUGCUCUGAAGUUAACACUUCGAAUAAUUGGUUAACAAAUACAUUGAAUAAUUGA
Molecule: messenger RNA, 333 nt
Organism: Melampsora larici-populina 98AG31
Lineage: Eukaryota; Fungi; Basidiomycota; Pucciniomycetes; Pucciniales; Melampsoraceae
Exons: 2
Coding region: 1-333 (110 amino acids)
Source: RefSeq, a predicted model, not a curated record